Molecule: messenger RNA, 480 nt
Organism: Staurois parvus
Lineage: Eukaryota; Metazoa; Chordata; Amphibia; Anura; Ranidae
Source: the annotation of a GenBank genome assembly
AUUCUACUUACCCCCUGCAGUCUCCAGCGCGGUCAUCCCAGCCAACUCCUCGGUCCAGCCCACUUUAGCCCCUCGCCUACCGGGCGCUUCUACCCCCCCUCCCUGCCCACCGGGCGCUUCUACCCCCUCCCUGCCCACCGGGCGCUUCUACCCCCUCCCUGCCCACCGGGCGCUUUUACCCCCUCCCUGCCCACCGGGCGCUUUUACCCCCUCCCUGCCCACCGGGCGCUUUUACCCCCUCCCUGCCCACCGGGCGCUUUUACCCCCUCCCUGCCCACCGGGCACUUUUACCCCCUUCCUGCCCACCGGGCACUUUUACCCCCUUCCUGCCCACCGGGCACUUUUACCCCCUUCCUGACAGGGGCACUUCUACCCCCUACCUGCCCACCGGGCACUUCUACCCCCUACCUGCCCACCGGGCACUUCUACCCCCUUCCUGCCCACCGGGCACUUCUACCCCCUUCCUGCCUACAGGGCACU